ACAGAGACAGAGAGAGAGAGAGACACACACACACACACACACACACACACGGAGAGAGAGAGAGAGAAGGGGGUCACAUCAAAAAAGUGCGACAUAGGAAAACAAGACAGAAAAUAGCAGGGAGACAGAGGGACGCUGUAAGGAUAGUAGUCCUCGCUCACAAUUACUGAGCUUAAUAAACAAGGAGCAGCGCUAUCAGUAUGUUGAUGCUGGAUGGGAUGCCAGCCCUGCAAGUUAAAAUCAAUCCUGCAGAGUCACAGAGACGGUCUCCUGUGAUCCAUGACUACGCAGAGAUGGGUGUGCUGGUGUUGAACCGCAGAUUUCGGACACAGCCGGAUGACAGACGAUUCAUGUCUGACCCCUUCCAGACGCAAACCGAGCCCGUGGAUCUGUCCACCAACAAAGCCAGAACCUCCCCGUCACUUUCAGCAUCGUCAUCUUUAUCCUCAUCUCCCUCGUCUUCUUCAUCAUCGAUACGAUUUUGUCCACGCUCUCCCCCCUCCAGCAAGUCUCUGCCAUCUUCAUCCCCGUCAUCAUUAUCCAUGCCUUCAUCCUCCUCCACAUCGGUCAUAACCCCAGUUCCCCGUUUGAAGAUGUCUCCGUCCUGCUCUGUCCCGGUGGUGUCAUCUCUCCCAUCCAGGGGUCUCAGGGGGCAGUCGUUUUUGCACAUACCCCAGCUGAUGCCUCCGUGUUCCAGUCCGGUCCAUGUCCAUCCUCGCCGGGUGCCGGUGGUGGUUCAGCCAAUGCCGCUGGUCUACCCUGGGGUGGGUUCGCUGGGCAGCAGCAGACUCAUGAUGCCACUGCUGGAGGAAAACAGGAUGCACAGGAAAGUGAUGCACCGAAUGGCAGAUGGACUUUCACCACGACGAUCUCUGAGUGACAGCGAGGAUGACGACUUGCCCAACGUGACCUUGGAGAGUGUGAAUGAAACAGGAUCCACCGCCCUGACCAUCGCCCGUGCUGUCCAAGAUUCCCUGUUGCCGUUCAGUAUUGAGAGUCUGCGGAGGCCCAGGCCUUCAGAAUCACCAGACUCAAAGAGGAGACGCAUUCACAGGUGUGAGUUUGAGGGCUGCAAUAAGGUUUACACCAAAAGCUCUCACCUUAAAGCUCACAGACGCACACACACAGGUGAAAAGCCAUAUAAGUGCACGUGGGAUAACUGCACAUGGAAGUUCGCUCGCUCUGACGAACUGACGCGACAUUACCGCAAACACACCGGCGUCAAACCGUUCAAAUGCAGCGACUGUGACCGCAGUUUCUCCCGUUCGGACCACCUUGCCCUCCACCGCCGCAGACACGCUCCACAAACAUGCCUAGUGUGAAAAAAAAACCACACUCGACGGACAAAACAAGCAGAAAGAGCGGGUCUCUCUCUGCCAGUGCCGCAUGCAGAAGCUCUGGAAAUAUUCCCCGCACAACAAUAAUGAGGUGAAAGGUAUGGUCAGUUCGUGGAUUUGGAUAGAUAUGUAUCUUGAGAUUCGUCAGCAUUUAUUUGCCUUUCCUUCAUACGGUUUAUUGUUCUGCACUUUUAGGUGAGGUUUAUUCGUAAAGGUGGGAGCCUUGAGUCUUUAAUAAUGAACUAUUAAAAGCCAUGUGCUGUAAAUGUGUUUGUUAUACAGGUUUCCUUCAGGUUUACUCAUGGAAGCCUAAUGGAAUUGAAGGCUUUUCUUUUUACAACAGUCUCAAAAAUAUGUAGAAAUCAUGUUGUACUUAUUUUUUCUCGUUUGAAAAGCAUCGCAGAGGAGCCUAAAUAUUUUCCGUGCAAGCUUCGGUUAUGCGUUUAGCAAAAAAAAGUCACUUUGAAAAACAAAAAACAAACAAAAUACAGUUUGCAGGGUAUUAAAGGCAUGGCUGUAAGUGUGUAGAAUUUAGUACAUAGGCCUACAACAAUAUCAAAACCCACAUAUAAGGACAAUAAAACAAACAUGACAGUAUUUACUGCAAGUUCACAGCUUUGCAUGGGCUCCUCCAGUUAUCACUUUAUUAUGAAUUUUAAAAUAGUUUUUUAUGUAUAACUAAAUGUGAGAAGACGUACGUAACAUUUAAACUUUCCCUGCAUCAUUUGUGCACAAAACUAGUGUAGCAGAUGUCUGUAUAUUUUAUAGUCUUUACCAUGUGGUAUAUAUAUAUUUUUUGUUUGUUUGUUUGUAUUGUAUGUCAUAUAUUUGUUCUUUAUUCCAAGUUUGCACCCCUCUGUCCAUUAAUAUGUGAUGCCAAAAUCUAUAGUAUUUUACAGGGAACCCGAUGACUAAAAAUCAUGAGUGUAAAUGAUCGUCAAAUGGGCAUUCCUUUUAUUAUUAUUAUUAUUAUUAAUUUCUUUUACAAUGAUGUAUCUGUAAAUGAUGUUAUGGUAAACAUUUCAGUUUUAUAUGGAUUCAACUGUGAAUUUAUACAUAAAUACAGUAUAUGUUAGAAACAAGGCAUGAAUAAAAGCACCGAUUUGUAUGUUCAGAAAAGACUUGUGUAAAUUUAAAUCAUGCAAAAACAUGAUGUAAGACAUUUUAAGAUGUUAGAUCACACUCUUCACGCCAGAUAAAUAGAUCUAGUCCCAGACGCCAGAUCCUGUCAGAAAAUGUUUCUUUGGGUAUCCAGACAACAAGCCAGCGGAUUCGCCAAUAGCCAAACCAACCUCUUAUCCAGCACCAUGAUGUGGACGCACUGGGUGCUGCUUUUCCACAUGUCAUUGUUUAUGAAUAGAUUACACCAAAAAGAACAUGAUUAAUCUUGACAAACUAUACAUCAGUCUAAAGCAACAACAAAGCAGCCAAUGCAGUUGUAUUUAAUGGGAAGCUUAUAAAGAA
This is a messenger RNA of Danio aesculapii, 2801 nucleotides long. RefSeq names its product Kruppel like factor 12a (gene klf12a). Gene Ontology annotation, molecular function: RNA polymerase II cis-regulatory region sequence-specific DNA binding; DNA-binding transcription factor activity, RNA polymerase II-specific. The transcript is spliced from 6 exons. The record is from RefSeq and is a predicted model, not a curated record. The coding region runs from base 201 to 1322 and encodes 373 amino acids. Gene Ontology annotation, biological process: regulation of transcription by RNA polymerase II. NCBI's taxonomy places the organism in Eukaryota, Metazoa, Chordata, Actinopteri, Cypriniformes, Danionidae.